AUGACAACCAAACUGCGAAACCAACCAUUAUCAUUAAAUACAAACCAAUCAGGUACUGGCGCUGGCACUAGUACUGAUUCAAUACCUGCAGGUUCACAUAUCACUGACACUAAUCAGUCCUUUUUAUUACCAGGCUUAGCAUCUCCACCAACUAUUUCAAACACUGCCAUGUUUCAAAAUCCAGCACCACAUACUAUCAGAAAAAUGGAUUUAAGUAUAGAAGUACCACCACAUCAACUUGAGAAUAAUGAACAAAAUACCACUCCUAUCGAUAUCAACAUGAACAUGCUCAAACAUUAUGAAAUAUUACAACUCCCAACACCAAUUUUCAACACGGGGUCAUUUGCUAAUUAUAACCAACCAUUGUCAUCAUUAUCAUCUAACUCUUCAAAUGCAUCAAUAUCAAUGUCUCCACCAACAUUCAGACUGAUUUCCCGAGUGUGUAGUUUAAAGCAACCCAAGAGAUAUGUUUCUGAACCAAUACCUAUUUCCACUUCGACCAGUGAAAAUAAAGUCACCACGUCUCCAAUUACACCAUCAUCAUCACCUCCAACAUUACAACAAGAAGAGAUUGCAAAGAAAGAAAAACAAAAGAUAUUUUAUUCAAAACGUUUAGGGUUGUCUUUCAAUUUUGUUGAAGAAAUUGGUAAAGGAAAUUUCAGUCAUGUUAUAUUAGCGAAAACCAAUAUUUAUAAUAGUGAUAACAAUGGAAACAGUGUCAACAAUAAUACUAACGAUAAUCAAGAAGUUGUCGACUUGGCAGUUGCUGUGAAAAUUAUAUCUGUGCCGAUGGAAUCAAAACAACAAGUUCACAAUUUCAAGUCAUUCAUUCGUCGUGAAUUAAAUAUCUUGUACCAUAUUUCCCACCAUCCUUGUAUCACUUCCUUGAUUGAUUAUGACAUAUCCUUAGACAUUCCUAUUGAACAAAUUGAAUCAGACGUGAUAAUUGAUGACGAUGAAUUAUACCAGAAAACCCCACCACAGAAUUUGAGCAUGAAUCCACACUCCGACGUUGGUAAAUCAAGCUCUCCUGAUCAGUUUAUAUUUAUGAAUUAUUGUAAUGGGGGGAACUUGCUUCAUUUCUUGCAAAAAAACAAUAGCAAACAUCAUUAUCUUCAUAACCAUCACCACCAUCAUCAUCACCACAACCAUCAACAAGGUCACCAUGAUACCAUCCAGUACUGGCAAUUUUUGAAACGAAUAGUGUGUGAAUUGAUUGUGACCACAGCGUUUCUUCAUAAAAACUUGGUAAUCCAUCGUGAUCUAAAACUAGAAAAUAUUCUUUUGUUGCAUGAUUUUGACUCUUUGGCAUCCUUGACGUCUUCCAUACCGUUUGACAAAUUAUUAAUGUCCAAUGCUAUUAGCAAUUUGAGUGAUUUUGGAUUGUCGAAAAAAUUAGCAACUCAAGAUCAAUUGUUAAGUACAAGAUGUGGAUCACAAGACUACAUAGCACCUGAGAUAUUAAUGGGAUUAAAAUAUAAUGGUAAAUUAACAGAUACCUGGUCAAUUGGGGUUAUUAUUUACUCAAUUCUAGAAAACCGAUUACCAUUUGAUAUACCACCACCUUCAUCAACAACACAUUAUAAUUCAUCUACAUCUCCUAAUAGAGGAUCUCCUACAGUCAUAAAGAGAAGAAGAUCGAAAACCAAUAGUACAGCUUAUAGAAUUGCCAUGAUUGAUUGGGAAUGGUCCAAAUUAGACAAUGACAAUAUAGAACGUUAUCAAGAGAGUGUGAAGGAGAAGGAAAAUGAAAACGACCCCAUUCCAUCAGAAGUGUUGGUUAUUUGGAAACAAUUGAAAUCAGUUGUUGACACCGUUUUGGUUAGAAAAGAGAAGAGAAUUAAUGUUGAGCAAAUGUUGCAAAUGGAUGAAUUCAAAUGGAUUACCGAUUGUUUACCUGAUUUCAUUGUUAAUGUAUAA
This is a messenger RNA of Candida albicans SC5314, 1920 nucleotides long. RefSeq names its product serine/threonine protein kinase. Lineage: Eukaryota; Fungi; Ascomycota; Pichiomycetes; Serinales; Debaryomycetaceae. Bases 1 to 1920 code for a protein of 639 amino acids. The record is from RefSeq and is a predicted model, not a curated record. Gene Ontology annotation, cellular component: cell cortex. Gene Ontology annotation, molecular function: ATP binding; protein serine/threonine kinase activity. Gene Ontology annotation, biological process: intracellular signal transduction; protein phosphorylation. The transcript has a single exon.